Molecule: messenger RNA, 1533 nt
Organism: Spodoptera exigua (beet armyworm)
Lineage: Eukaryota; Metazoa; Arthropoda; Insecta; Lepidoptera; Noctuidae
Source: the annotation of a GenBank genome assembly
AUGUCAGUAAUCCCGAAUCCCGCACAUGCUACCGGCACAUGUCACGAGCUGCGCAGGCGCAUGCAACAUGCCUCCCUAAAUGAAGCUCACUCAAUGCAUCGUCGGCAGGCGGCCGAUGAUGUCAACUACGACGACCCCUUGCUUGGUGAUGAGGCUACUGAUGAUGACACCAUGAACGACACUGAUGGAAUCUCAGAACCUCAGGUACAGAUGGAGCCAGCGGUCAUAGAGUCGACACCCUCAUCCUAUGAGGUAGAAGCUGGAAGUGAGGUCCGACUGGAGUGCAAAGUUACCCCUGAAAGAACCGUGAUCACAUGGAGCAGAAACAACGAUCCCUAUUUCAUGGGAACUAUGAAGAUGCAUCCUGAAGAAGUCAGAUAUUCCAUUGCGGAGGACUCCAAAGACAUGGUGAUCAAGAAUGCUAAAGUGGAAGACAGUGGAGUGUUCAGAUGUGAGACCAUUGAGAAGAAUCCAGCAGCCAUCAACCACACUCUUCUGGUUACACAGAAACCUUCUAUUGUCAACAUGACUGCAACUAACGGAGGUACUGUUGGUGAGGGUUCUGACCUGACUCUCUCCUGCUUCGUGACCGCUUCUCCUGUACCAACUGUUAUCUGGUCCGUUACCAGGAAGGAUCGUCCUAACGAGCGCCUGACAGAGAAGGACGCAGAAUUCAACGUGGUCGGCAACCAGUACACUAUGCGAAUUAAGAACGUAAAGAAAGAGAACGCUGGACAAUACUAUUGUUACGCUCUGAACAAGUUGGGAAGCGACCAAUCAGAGGCCAGCGUUAUUGUCAACGGCAAACCUCAAGUCCAUGUGCCAAGGACCAUUGUGAACUCCGACCUCAAGAUUGAAGCUGUUCUCCAAUGUGUAGCUCACGAGGAAGCCAGGGCGAGAGUACGUUACGAUGGUUUUCCUUCAAAUUUCAGGCCACACAUCCGUUGGUACAAAGAUGGAGUUCUGAUUGAGGAUAGCGCGACCCAGUACGUCAUCAGCACCGUGGGAGCUCACUCCAACCUGACUGUGUCGCCUUCUGCUGAUGGUGAUUUUGGUACCUUCACUUGUGAGGCUGAAAACGACUACGGUACCCACAACCGUUCUAUCGAGCUGGUGCAGAGCCCCGUGGUUGAAGACGUGGACAUCGAUGGCCCCCGCAUGACCUGGACUGUCCACUCCCACCAGCCCCUUGAAGAGAUGGAAGUGCAACUCAAGGCUACUAGUGAGGAAGGAGAAUGGACGACCCUGAGCGUACCAGUUCCAGAAGGCAGACACCACAAUUAUGACAUCAGCUACUCUUUGGAGGACAAACAGCUGCAACCUGGUGAAUACUUGGCUGUCGUGAAGGUCAAGAACUCCAAGAGCUGGGGCGGUUCCAACGAACCAGCUGUUGUUAAUAUCCAAGAUCCGCAAUCGCUGUACAUCCAGACUGCGUCAGUGUUCCGUGAAAACACAUCUAUGGCGCAUUCCAUCCGGCCAGUGUACUCCGCCUUAUCGACAAUCCUGAUGUAUCUCCUUGUUCGAAUGCUUUAA